CCCUGCUUAUCAGUCUUCAUCAACUUCUUACAGGGCAUCAACUGGGUCUGUAGCCGGUGGAAGGGGAGUUGGCUCAAGGAAUUCUGUUUCUUUUUCUAAAUAUGGUUCCAGUGCAGCAGGGGGAAAGUUUGGUGGAAAUGCAGGUUGCUACCAGGGUACAGAUUUUGGUUCUGGCAACUUAGGUGCUGGUUUUGAUGGUGGCUAUGCAGCAGAUGCUGGGUAUGGUAGCGGAGUUGGCUUUAGUGGUGGUGCUGGCUAUGGUGGCGGUGCUGGCUAUGGUGGUGGUGCUGGCUUCGGUGGUGGUGCUGGCUUCGGUGGUGGAGCUGGCUUUGGUGGUGGAGCUGGCUUUGGCGGUGGCUUUAACCAAGGUGGAUUUGGAGAGGGUCUUCUUUCUGGCAAUGAGAAGAUGACAAUGCAGAACCUAAAUGACCGUUUGGCAAACUAUCUGGACAAAGUGCGCGCCUUGGAAGAUUCUAAUGCAGAACUGGAGAAGAAGAUUCGGGAAUGGUAUGAUAAGCAGAGUCCCGUUAAAAAGGAAGCAGACUAUAGCCAAUACUUUAAGAUAAUCGAAGAUCUUCGUGCUAAGAUCCUUGCUGCCAAUAUUGAUAAUAACAAAGUGAUCUUGGCCAUCGACAACACAAGACUUACUAUUGAUGACUUCAGGAUCAAGUAUGAGAACGAGCUGGCUCUCCGCCAGAGAGUGGAAGCUGAUAUCAAUGGUCUCCGCAGGGUUCUCGAUGAACUCACCUUAUCCAGGGCUGACAUUGAGAACCAGAUUGAAAGCUUAGCUGAAGAACUGGCCUACCUGAAGAAGAACCAUGAGGAGGAGAUGAAAGGACUGCAAGGCCAAGUCAGUGGAAAUGUCAAUGUGGAGAUGAACGCUGCUCCUGGUAUUGAUCUGAGCAAGGUCCUGGCUGACAUGAGAGCUGAUUAUUAAAAAUUGGCUAACAAAUAUCAAAAAGAAUCUGAAGAAAGGUUCCUGGCCCAGACCAAGGAACUACAAGUACAAGUUGUCACUGGAAGUCAAGAAGUCCAAACCUCUAAAUCAGAAAUCACAAACCUCAGACAAACUCUACAGAGUCUGGAGAUAGAGUUGCAGUCUCAACUCAGUAUGAAAACAGCUCUAGAGUCCUCCUUGGCAGAAACAGAAGGAGGCUACUGCGCACAGUUGUCACAACUCCAGGAAGUCAUAGCCAAGGUCCAGUGUGAGCUUCAAGAGAUUAGGAGCCAGCUGGAACUUCAGAGCAGUGAAUACAAGAUGCUAUUAGAUGUGAAGACCCGCCUGGAACAAGAGAUUGCCAAAUACAGAGAGCUGCUGGAUGGACAAGACAGCAAGAUUCCUGUAACUGGUGGAUAUUCCUCAACUACAAGCACUACCACUACAUCUACUACAAGAGUCCGCUGAGCCUGAAUCAAAGCAAC
This is a messenger RNA of Bufo bufo (common toad), 1422 nucleotides long. RefSeq names its product keratin, type I cytoskeletal 13-like. The transcript has 9 exons. NCBI's taxonomy places the organism in Eukaryota, Metazoa, Chordata, Amphibia, Anura, Bufonidae. The record is from RefSeq and is a predicted model, not a curated record. Gene Ontology annotation, molecular function: structural molecule activity.